UUACGGCGCUGCGGAGGCGGCGGCCAUCUUGGCGCCGGAGCGAUGAGCGGGUCGAACCCGAAAGCGCCGGGCGCGGGCUCGACCGCCGGGCCCCGGGGGCUGGUGGCUGGCAAGGAGGAGAAGAAGAAGGCGGGCGCCGGCGUCCUGAACCGGCUCAAGGCGCGGCGGCAGGCGCCCCACCACGCGGCCGACGACGGCCUCGGGGCCGCGGUCACGGAGCAGGAGCUGCUGGCCCUGGACACCAUCCGGCCCGAGCACGUCCUGCGCCUCGGCCGGGUCACCGAGAAUUAUUUGUGUAAACCCGAAGACAACAUCUACAGUAUUGAUUUCACCCGCUUCAAAAUCCGCGACUUGGAGACAGGGACAGUGCUGUUUGAGAUCGCCAAGCCCUGCGUCUCAGACCAAGAGGAGGAGGAGGAGGCAGGUGGGGAUGUGGAUACCAGUGCAGGACGCUUCGUCCGCUAUCAGUUCACACCAGCAUUUCUCCGCCUCCGGACAGUCGGGGCUACGGUGGAGUUCACCGUGGGAGACAAACCUGUGUCAAACUUCCGGAUGAUCGAACGGCACUAUUUCCGGGAGUGCUUGCUGAAAAACUUUGACUUUGAUUUCGGCUUCUGCAUCCCCAGCAGCAGGAACACUUGUGAACAUAUCUACGAGUUUCCCCAGCUUUCUGAGGAUGUCAUUCGUCUGAUGAUUGAAAACCCCUACGAGACCCGUUCUGACAGCUUCUACUUUGUUGACAACAAGCUGAUAAUGCACAACAAGGCCGACUACGCCUAUAACGGAGGCCAGUGACUGCGGGGCUGGACAGGGGAGUGCUUUGCUGCCGCCCAUGGUCCUGGCGCCUGGAAGUGGUUAAAGCUGCUGUAUGUCACGCACCGGGGACCUGGCCCCAGGACGCCACAGCUGGGGGGCAGUUUCCGGUGCCCCGAGAAGGUGCCACGCAGCGCUGUUUCCUUCCCCAGUAUUUUCUCUUUCCUCUUUGCCCUGCCCUUUAGGUCAGAGGUCCUAUAUAGUAAAGAUUAGGAUAAGGUCCCUCAAAUCCAGAUUGAAAAAGAAAGACUAUUUUCAUGUAGUCAUAGCUGCCUAGUGGUUGUCCUGGCCAGCCGGUGUGUCUGCAGGGCUGUGCCAGGCGAGGGGGCACGGGCCUUCUGUAGGUUCCCGGGCCCGUGAGCUGCGAGAGCAGCCUCUUCGGCUCCGUCUCUUAUUCCUGGGGUUGCCAUCGGCACCGUCUGACCUCAGCCUGUGCAUAGUUAGAAACCAAAUGGAAAGAAACUUGAAAGGGGGUGAGGGAGGAAUGGCGCCAAGAGGUGAGGCACGAGGCUGGUAAGGCUGCCGCACUGCAGGGCCCACUGUAUGGAGCGGCUGCUCACCUGUCUGACCGGCAUGGUCCCAGGCAGCCCUCCCGGGGCCCACAAGGUGUCAGCUGGCACCUUCCGACUUCGUUCUGAGGGGAGAGGAGCUUGCCUGCUUCGGGCUCCGGACUCACGUACCUUCUGAAACAGAACGUCAUCUCUCGAGGCCGAGCAGGCCCCGCUGUGUGCUGUUUUUUCCAGGCUGCUUUUUGGGAGGUUGUGUGAAAUGUCAGUGGCGGUCCUGGCGUAUGUGCCGUGCAGUUAGACUUCUGGUAGCGCAGUUCAGGCUCUUGGGGCUGCCCUGGCUCACGUUGGGGCUGGUAUAGUCACUGACCAGCAGCCGCUUCAAGGCCGCGUUGGAUUUCCUGCUCAGCAUGGCCUGGAGGACUGGCUUUUAAUGGGGAUUUGCCUCUAAAACUCUGUGGACUUCUUACUUAGGGUCUCUCUGUCUGCCUUUCUACUGAAGUUGUUUCUGGAACCAUCCUGGCAGGUCAGAUCUAAGUAAUGCAUAUCAGUCCUUCAUACUGCCAGUUGGAAUCUUUUUGGGUGCGAGGCCUCUCAGCCUGUUUCACCUGUUCCGAGGACGAGUUCUCAGAAAAGCUUCCUUGCACAUCCGGCUCCUUUGUCGCAGGCCUUGCCGGAGACUCUCCCCUCCUCCGCGCCCCGUGGUCUGACCGGGCGGUGACCUCAGGGGCUUGAAGGUCGCUGCGGUGGCCAGGCUUCGGCGCUGAUAGGAAGGCCACUCGGGAGGUCCCAGGGAUGUGGGGAUAGUGACUGGCACCGACACAGUGACUGGCAGGAAGCUGUUUCCCAAAGCGCGUGGGAGGAAGGACGAGAGGGGCCAGGGCAGGAAGGGCCAGCGCUGGGCCACGGGUGCCCUGUGCGUUCCGGGACCAAUGCUGCUCCCGUUUGGGUUCAGAGUAUGAGUGGUCUUGAGCCUCGGCGUGGUGCUGUGUGCCAGGCCAGAGUCCGGGCAGUGCCAGAUGCUGACGCUUUCUCACCGAGAAAGCCCCUGGUUAGCCCUGUGUGCCAGCACCGGGUCCGACCAAUGAGGGGAGGGAGGUCCGGCACUGCAGACCGGGAAGUCUCAGCACUGGAGCGGAUACAAACCCAGGUGCCUUACGUGGGCUCUGCCCCACGCUGCUGGGGAGGCUGCCGCGCCCUCGCUCCCCCGGACAGCAGCCCUGCCUCUUGCCCUCACCGUGGUUCCGCUAGCACCUCAUGCCUGUCGAGCUUCAGAAGCCCCAUCUGUGACGAGCCCAGAGCCCCAUCAGGAGGGUUCCUACCAUUUGAUGUUUAAUUUGCGUCAGGAUGUGGCUUCUGGAGCUGCCCAGAGCUCUGCUUAGUAGAGGGCGUCUUGGAAAUGUGUCCCAGGGCAGCCUGGGUCUGGCUUGAAUAGCGCUGCGUCCUCUUCCCCACUAGCUUGCCUUAGUCUCCCUGGAGACCAUGUGUUGAGGCCAAGUGCUCCCACUGCCCAGUAGGACAGGGUUGGUAUCCUGUGCGACUGCAGGCCUGUGCUCUGUGCCUGAGACUCUGGACUCUUGGGUCCUGCUGCUCAGGGAAGCUUGAGAAGCAUCACCACUCUGGGUGUUAACCAGGGUGAGUCUGAAGUUCACGUUUUUGUUCCUGAAUUGGGCAGAGAAGUAGAAGUCAUACUUCCUCUGAAAGUAUCUGAACCAAUCAGAAGUUGAAUCAGGGCUGGAGGCCAACGCUAGUGAGGAACCUGGACUGUGGGUGAUACGAUGGGAGGAAAAAAAAGCCCUGCAGCCCUGGCUGGUGUGGCUCAAUGGGCAGAGCCUCGGCCUGAGGACCGAAGGGUCCCAGACUCAAUUCCAGUCCAAGGCAUGUACCUCGGUGGCAGGCUUGAUCCCCAGCCCAGCCCUGGUCUCAGGGUGUGUGCAGAGGCAACCAAUGGAUGCAUCUCUCACAUCAGUAGUUCUCUCUCUGUGUCUCUCCCCCUCCCUUCCACAUUCUCUGAAAAUCAAUGUGGGUGAAUAUCCUUCGGAGAGGAAUUAACAACAACAACAGAAAGGCCCUGCCUGCUCUCUCUUCGUGGAGAGGGACAGCUCCUGGAGGGAGCACCUCCCCAGGGCUGGCCGCCCGCCUGCUGCCCGGGCCUGCUGCCUCCUGCCUUGCUCUUGCCCCUCUGCCUUGGAGUCUCCUGGGAGAGCCUCCCUUCUCCGGUGAGGCCUUCGGGCUCAGAUGGGCUUCUAGCUUCUCCAAAGAAGACCCUGCUUUGUUUUGUCUGUGUGCUAACGAGUAACUAGGCAAUAAUUAGUGCUGGCUGCCCUCCCCUCGGGUGUUGCUCAGUUAUCUCACAGAGGCGGCCGUUUCCAGGGGCCGGUAGGACUUCCUGAAGACACCCGUCAUCUUUGGGCAUCUGAUUCCCAAGUGAGGCAGGACUUUGGGACGUUGGGCCUAACCAUAGGCUGGCGAUUCUUGGAAUGGCAGUGACUGGGGAAUCUUCAACCUGUUUUUUUCAGUUGAGGGUCCCGGAUUCUCUGUGUGAGAGGACAUAUGCGGCUGUGUCUAAUGUACAAACAAGGCGAGUCCUGCCGUAGUGUGUCCUGCCAGCUGGGGGCUCCCAGGGCCUUUCUUUCCUCUGUGAAGGAACCUUCUUCUGGUUCCCCUCUCAAGGGCUGGGGGCUGGGGACGUCUGUGCUAGAAAUCAGACGCCAUGCCAGUGCGCCAGGAUCCUGACACAGGCGCUGCUGAACCCGCGGAGCCUGGUCGGAGCCGUCACGUUACAUUCCAUGCAAUAGGCCGUCUUCGCCACGGGUCUGGCGGAGGUGGGCUUACCGUUUACAGGGUCACGUACAGUCACUGAAGCUGGGCGUGACUUUCCCUGUAAGUCUGUUUUUCACAGAAUAGAAGCAACAUCAGUGACCUGAGCUGUCCUCCUCUUACCUUCACCUGAGACCCUCGGUCCAGUUUUUAUUCUUUUCUAUUUUGCUAAUUGUUUUAUAACCACAACAAAUGAGUACAGAGAAUGCCCUGUUUGAAACAUCACAAUAAAGGUUCAAGAUCAAGGUGUUCCUUAGGCAAGGCUGAAGAUUGCAGUCUCUGGUAUUUGGAAUUUAGGCUGCAAUCCUUAUUUUUGGAUGGAUCAUGGUGUGUGGGACAGUCCCUGCUUUUAACCAGAUUUGAACAGAAGAAUGGCCACCUGGUCCAGGUAGAAGGAGAUGAAGUGUUUGGUUUCAUGUGUCACGUAACUACCGAAGUUCCUCCCCACGAUGCAGUGCCAGGUGGGGCCACACAUCUUGUCAAUUUUUUUUUCCUCAAAUUACGAGAGAAAGUAGAAGUGAGCCAGCUGGACUGUGGGCUCAGGAAACAAGUUACAGAGGCAGAAGGGCUCUUGGAGGGGAGAAGGGGGACGGGAAAGGCACUGCGUGCUCCUGAGAGGGAGAACAAGCCUCAGCUCCCCGCACUAUGGCCGCAGUGUGUUCCAGCACAUUCCAGGAGUCCCGCGGGGUCUCCUCCACACGGGCGGGUUUGAUCACCGCCUUCCUGUCACACAUGAUUACCGUGGAGCAGGGCUUGGCCAGUGGCAAUGGCCUCCUGGGGGAGGGGCUGGUGCAUCUCCCCCCUUCCAGUUUUUAUUGUCUUUGUGUCCAAAGUAAACUAGGUGACUAAUUUGUAUAAAAUGUUAUUUUGCCACAAGAGACAGAAAUAAAGAUUUUCACAGUAUAUGUA
This is a messenger RNA of Myotis daubentonii (Daubenton's bat), 5048 nucleotides long. It is a transcript of the gene UNC119B, whose product is annotated as unc-119 lipid binding chaperone B. Gene Ontology annotation, molecular function: lipid binding. The record is from RefSeq and is a predicted model, not a curated record. Gene Ontology annotation, biological process: nervous system development; cilium assembly; lipoprotein transport. NCBI's taxonomy places the organism in Eukaryota, Metazoa, Chordata, Mammalia, Chiroptera, Vespertilionidae. Gene Ontology annotation, cellular component: cilium.